Oryzias melastigma (Indian medaka) is the source of this 2022-nucleotide messenger RNA. RefSeq names its product aspartoacylase (gene aspa). Bases 129 to 1259 code for a protein of 376 amino acids. Lineage: Eukaryota; Metazoa; Chordata; Actinopteri; Beloniformes; Adrianichthyidae. The record is from RefSeq and is a predicted model, not a curated record. The transcript is spliced from 6 exons. Gene Ontology annotation, molecular function: hydrolase activity, acting on carbon-nitrogen (but not peptide) bonds, in linear amides; hydrolase activity, acting on ester bonds.
ACCUUUGUGGUCUCCCCAGUGAAAUGUCCUGGACACGCCCCUGUAGGAGGGUGAACGCUGUUUCCACGGUGAGAGGAGCAUGAUCCUGUGGACAGUCGAUCUUCUAUGGGACCAUAGACAGUCUAUGUAUGGGACAGAGUGAGCCGCGGUCUCAGGUGAGCUCGCUGCUAUCACUGACUCGACAACAACAACCCAGACGGGGGGUGUUACGUAAAGACGCAGCAGCGUUUAAACAGCGAGGCUGGAAACUUUUCCACUGCCGCGUCAGCAGCUUUGUCGGUGUCCACACGCCACCUCGUCCGUCCGUCCUUCCAGGCAUGUCCCUCCACGGCAGCACCGCGCGUCUCAGCGAGGCGAGACGGGUCGCUAUUUUCGGGGGCACACACGGGAACGAGAUGUCCGGCGUGGCGCUCGUGAACCUGUGGAUAAAGAACGGCGCCGACAUCCAGAGGAGAGGAGCUGACAUCAAACCUUUCAUCACCAACCCGAGGGCUGUGGAGAAGUGCGUCAGAUACGUGGACACGGACCUGAACCGAGCUUUCACGCACGAGAACCUCAGUGCCUCAGGAGGAGACGAGUUCCCCUAUGAAGUGCGGCGAGCCCAGGAGAUCAACCGAAUGUUUGGACCCAAAGGAAGCCCAGAGGCUUACGACGUCAUCUUUGACCUUCACAACACCACCUCCAACAUGGGCUGCACCCUGAUUCUGGAGAGCUCCAAAGACCAUUUCAACCUGCAGAUGAUGAACUACAUAAAGAAAGCCAUCUCUCCUGCUAGCUGUCUGGUUCUGCUGAAUGAACAUCCUCUGCUGAAAUAUUCCACUUCUCGCUCCGUGGCCAAACACCCCGUUGGCCUGGAAGUGGGUCCUCAGCCUCAAGGAGUCUUGAGGAGUAACAUCUUUGAAGCGAUGAGAGUAAUUCUGAAACACGCGCUGGACUUCAUUGAACUGUUUAAUGAAGGCAUGGAGUUCCCUCCCUGUACUGUUGAAGUCUUCCGUGUGAGCGAGAGGAUCGACUAUCCCAGAGAUGCUAACGGGAACAUCAUCGCCAUGGUUCAUCCCAACCUGCAGGAUUGUGACUGGGAGCCGCUGAACCCCGGUGACCCAAUGUUCCAAACCUUUGACGGAAAGACCAUCCCCUACCAAGGCUCCUGCACCGUCUACCCAACUUUUAUAAAUGAGGCAGCCUAUUAUGAGAAGCAACAGGCGUUCGUGACCACCAGGAGAGAAACCUUGGCUGCAAGUGGCAUCAGAAAAGCCUGAGAAGCUCUCCGUAAUUCUGCCAAAUGCAACAGAAGUUUGAUAGAUUUUGCACUUUGCUCCGAUAACAAAGGACCGACUCUGUACAUAACCAAGAACCAUCUUUUACACACCAAUUUAGUUUUUUAUGCUUUUACUAUCAGAAAUUAACUAUGCAAAGAACAUUCAGAUGUUCAGUUUCAGAUAAGUCUUAUACCUAAAAUCUGUUUAGGUAACUAUUUAUGAUGCUGUUAUUUUAAAUCAUAUAAAAAAGUGAGAUUUUUGUAAAAUCAAAGAACAGGCCUAAUUAGCUGUGGCUUGUUAAUUAUCCUAAGCACUCUUUCAGUUUUUAACUAGCACUCAGGAAAUCCAUGGGGGUUCAUAACUCUAAAUAAAGUUCUGCCAUUGUCUUCUGAGAAUAUUCGUGUAACAUCUGUUGGGGUGUGUUGUGUGGCCUUUGAUACUACCUACCUGUAACUCCAGUGGUUGCAUCUGUGGUGCUGUCCUAUUGUUGCCUUAUUAGAGGUUUCAGAAAGAACUGCAAAAAUAGAUUUUUGUUUUUAAAAACGAUGUUCUUUCUUUAAAAAGAAGUUGUGAAAUGUGUUUGUUAAAUGUAUGUGCUUAUUUCAACAUUGUGUCCAAUUGCCUUCAUUUUAGAAACAUGUCCUUUGUGUCUCUUGUCCCAAAGUGUGAUGACUCAAGUUUUUUGGUGUCUCAUUACUCAAUUAGCAAUAUUUUUGUGAGUAGAAAUGAUCUAUUCAAUAAAUGUAUUGUCUGAUAUAAAAUA